Molecule: messenger RNA, 3405 nt
Organism: Durio zibethinus
Lineage: Eukaryota; Viridiplantae; Streptophyta; Magnoliopsida; Malvales; Malvaceae
Product: putative E3 ubiquitin-protein ligase RF298
Source: RefSeq, a predicted model, not a curated record
CUAGAGAGUGACCGAGAUCGUCCAAUGCACAAAAUUAAAAUAAAAUAAUAAAUAAAAUAAAAACAAAUCCCUCCAAAAAAAAAAGUUCGUCUCUUAUAUAUAUUUUUUCCAAUUUCACCGGUGCUCCGAGAUUCGUCUUACCUUUGAUUUUUGCUCCAAGAAAUAAGCUUGCAAUAGGGAAUUUUGAUUUUUGGUAUUGUAAAAUUUCGAUACUUGAGAUAUAAAGAUUGUUGUUGGUUUUGGUUGCAGCUUAAAAAUGGCAUCAUUGGAUAUUAAAGAUAGUAGUAGUGGUAGUCAAGUGUCUCCGUUGAUAUCAAUUCAAGAAAAAGGUAGCAGGAAUAAGAGAAAGUUCCGGGCUGAUCCGCCUUUAGGUGACCAAAAUAUGAUCAUAACUUCACUUCAAAACGGGUGUCCAAGUUAUGAAUUUUGUGCUGAGAGGUUUGAAAUCACCCCAGUCCAUGGUCAAGCUAGUGCAUGCGACUUUUGUGGUGUUAACCAAGAUCAUUCAGAUGGAUUAAAACUUGAUCUUGGCUUGUCUAGCGCGUUAGGUUCUUCUGAGGUUGGGCCAAGCCGGUCUAGAGAGGAACUAGAAGCGGAUGAAUUCCAAGAUGCUGAUUGGAGUGAUCUCACGGAAGCUCAGCUAGAAGAACUUGUAUUAAGCAAUUUGGAUGCAAUAUUCAAAAGUGCAAUAAAGAAAAUUGUUGCUUAUGGCUACACGGAAGAAGUUGCUACUAAGGCAGUCUUGAGGUCGGGCCUUUGUUAUGGUUGUAAAGACACUGUCUCAAAUAUAGUGGAUAAUACCUUAGCAUUUCUUAGUAGCGGCCAAGAUGGUAAUCCUUCAAGGGACCACUGUUUUGAGGAUCUACAGCAGCUGGAGAAGUAUAUAUUAGCUGAACUGGUUUGUAUUCUUCGAGAAGUUCCACCUUUCUUGAGCACUGGGGAUGCAAUGUGGUGCUUGUUGAUUUGUGACAUGAAUGUGUCACAUGCUUGUGCUAUGGAUGGUGACCCAUUGAGUGGUUUUAUUGGUGAUGAAUCUUCCAGUGGGAGUUCUUUUACUUCUAAACAACCCCAGUUGAAGACAGAAGCCAAAACUUCUGAACUGAAUCUUCCAAAUCCUUGUAAACCUGUUCCACCUGUUCCUUCUUGUUAUAGUUCUUUGCCCGAGGUACCAUUUAUGGGAAUUGAUAACUCAACAAAAUCUAAAAAUUCCUUAGUUCUAAGUGGUAUAGUUUCAGAGAAAGAGGGAACAAACUCCAUUUCUGAUAGUGCAGAUAAAACUUUCAGUGCGGCUGGAACAUCUCAGUCUUCAACAGUGGAAGAAAAGUUUGUGGCUAGUAGAAAGAUUCACUCUACCAAGAGAGAAUAUAUUCUUCGGCAGAAGUCGCUUCAUCUGGAGAAAAACUACAGGACAUAUGGAUCUAAAGCGUCAUCAAGAACUAAACUGAGCAGUUUGGGAGGUUUAAUCUUGGACAAGAAACUAAAAUCUAUCUCUGACUCUGCUGCUGUUAAUAUAAAAAGUGCAUCCUUGAAAAUUAAGGCAAUGGGAGCUGAUGUGCCUCAAGAUAAUGGGAGUCAUCUUUCAGUUAAUUUGGAAUCCUCUCCUUCUGCAACAUUUUGCGUAGAUAAUGGUAAUAUUUCUGCAGUGCCUAAGACCAAUAUAGCAGCCACUUCUCCCCCUGCAAACAUGCUACCUGAAUUACCACCUAUUAAUAACCCACCUGCAUUAUCAACUGCUGAUACCGAGCUUUCCCUCUCAUUGCCCACCAAAAACAAUUCGAUUGUAGUGCCUCCUGUUUCUCAUUCUGAAGAUGCUAAUUUGAGCUAUGCUUGGAUGCCAUUUGAUAAAUCGCUGGGGCAGUGGGUCCCUCAGGAUAAUAAGGAUGAGACGAUUCUGAAGCUGGUACCUAGGGUGCAGGAGCUGAAAAAUCAGCUCCAGGAAUGGACAGAGUGGGCCAAUCAAAAGGUUAUGCAGGCUGCUCGCCGAUUAAGUAGAGACAAAGCUGAACUUAAGACUUUGAGGCAAGAGAAAGAAGAAUUUGAAAGGCUUAAGAAAGAGAAGUUGAGUUUGGAAGAAAACACUAAGAAGAAGUUUGUUGAGAUGGAUGUUGCUUUGUCUAAGGCUAGUGGGCAGGUGGAACGUGCUAAUGCUACUGUCUGCAGGCUUGAGGUGGAAAAUGCGGCACUACAGCAGGAGAUGGAGGCUGCAAAAUUGCAUGCAGCGGAGUCGGCAGCUAGCUGUCAGGAGGUAUCAAAGAGGGAGAAGAAAACACUGAUGAAAGUUCAGUCUUGGGAAAAGCAGAAAACUUUGUUCCAGGAAGAGCUAAUGACUGAAAAGCGCAAGGUUGCCCAACUGCUACAGGAAUUAGAGCAGGCUAAAGUUCUCCAAGAACAGCUUGAGACUAGAUGGCAACAGGAAGAGAAGGCAAAGGAAGAAGUACUUACUCAGGGUAGUUCAAUAAGAAAGGCAAGAGAAAAAAUUGAGGCUUCAGCAAAACUGAAGGAGGACAUGAUUAAGUCAAAAGCAGAAACCGGUUUGCAGAAGUACAAAGAGGAUAUUCAGAAACUUGAAAAAGAAAUCUCUCAAUUGAGGCUGAAGACAGACUCUUCAAAAAUUGCUGCACUUCGAAGGGGCAUUGAUGGAAGCUAUGUGGGAAGAUUUACUGAUAGCAGACAUGAAACGGUUCAAAAGGAGUCUCAAGCCCCUUUUAUCUCAGAAUUUGUGGCAGAUUUCCGGGACUUGUCAGGAAAAGGUGUGAAACGCGAACGUGAAUGUGUGAUGUGCUUGUCAGAGGAGAUGUCUGUGGUUUUUAUCCCAUGUGCUCAUCAGGUUGUUUGCACUACAUGCAAUGAGCUCCAUGAGAAACAAGGAAUGAAGGAUUGUCCUUCUUGUAGGAGUCCCAUCCAGCGGCGUAUUCCUGUACGUUAUGCUCGCCCUUAAUUUUAAUAUUGCAGUGAGUUGAGUGUUUUGAAUAAUGUUUUUGGGACCCCUUUGAAUUGAAUAUUAAUGCCUUUCGAGUUUUUGAGAAACAAUUAUGUUGCAUUAAAGUGCAAGAUGAUGCUUCAUUUCAUUUUCCCCUAAGUGGUCAUAUUAUGUUGAUCGGGUCAAUAUACGAAGCAAGAUGCAAGGCAGGUUCAAAAUAUAUCACCGUCUGUUAGUUUCUAUAUUAUUUACUGGAAAUCAACCGAGGGUAGUUCUAUUUGACCCAUUCUUUGCGCACUAGGAAAUUGGCUUUUCAACUAGAGGCAUUCACAUUAGUUAGUAUAUAUAUAUAGAGUCGAGCUUUUAUUUUGUACUAGUUAUCAAUGAAUUAAUUAUAGGAUUUAUAUUUGAUACAUAAUUGUAUAGAGUUUAUAUAUGAUCAUCAGAUGAUGUUAUCUCAUUAAUGAAAUGAAUCAAAUGAUAUU